GCGCCCAGUGCAAAGGCUUCGGCAUGCCUCUUCGACGUGUCACGUGUUUGGCGCUGCUUUGCGUACUGAUUGCCCCGUUCGCUACGCCACAUCCGCUCGGGCGUGCUGCACCAUCGGACCAACCGGCCGACCAGACGGGUGACAAUUUCGAGGGUGACAUACUGCUGUCGGACGAGCAGCAGAAAGAGAUGCGGAAACGUACUGGCAUGUACCUUCCCACGUUUAUCUGGCCCGACCGGACCGUACCGUACGAAAUAGUGUCCACCGAUUUCACACUCGAACAGACGACCGCCAUUACGACGGCAAUGCGUACUAUCGAACAGCACACCUGCGUACGGUUCGUCCCAGCAACUGCCACGACUGCGGAUUAUGUGCGCAUUGCGGGUGGCAGCUCUGGCUGUUCAUCGUUUGUCGGACGUAUUCGCGGUGCGCAGGCACUGCGCCUACAACCGAGCAGCGUGGGGACGGGAUGCUUCACGCAAGGUACGAUUGUGCACGAGCUAAUUCACGCACUCGGCUUCUACCACAUGCAGAGCGCGACCGAACGCGACCUGUACGUGGACAUCCUCUGGCAGAACAUUGUACCGGGCCGCGAGGGUAACUUCCAGUCGUACGGUACGGAUCGCAUUAUCAAUUACGGUGUCGGGUAUGACUAUGGUAGCGUGAUGCACUACAAUACGCACGCGUUCAGUGCGAACGGGCUGCCGACGGUCGUACCGAAGGUGGCAAACGUGGCGAUCGGGCAGCGGGUCGCGAUGAGUUCGGGCGAUAUACAGCGGAUUAGAAAUAUGUACGGGUGCUGAGCACUGGCGGGAGUAUUCGCAAGGAUGUGUAUUCAAGCCUGAAGCCAUGUUGUUCGUAUAUUACGGGUAACAUUGCAAGAGGAGGUGCCAUUGUUUUAGGCACACUCUGUCGAAAACAUAGGAAAAUAGCUAUGAUUAUAGUAAGAUGUAAUAAGAGUGAACUAGAAGAAUAUUGAAUAAAAUAUUGUACCAAUUUAAUGA
Anopheles arabiensis is the source of this 1004-nucleotide messenger RNA. Its product is annotated as zinc metalloproteinase nas-15-like. Gene Ontology annotation, biological process: proteolysis. Gene Ontology annotation, molecular function: metalloendopeptidase activity; zinc ion binding. The record is from RefSeq and is a predicted model, not a curated record. The transcript is spliced from 2 exons. The coding region runs from base 24 to 803 and encodes 259 amino acids. Lineage: Eukaryota; Metazoa; Arthropoda; Insecta; Diptera; Culicidae.